Molecule: messenger RNA, 378 nt
Organism: Phytophthora sojae
Lineage: Eukaryota; Oomycota; Peronosporomycetes; Peronosporales; Peronosporaceae
Exons: 2
Coding region: 1-378 (125 amino acids)
Source: RefSeq, a predicted model, not a curated record
AUGUGGGUGAAGAACAGUGGGGUAUCGACGGAGCGCGCCUCCGUCAUGCUGCUUGGUGACAGUGACGGCAACAAGUUCAUGCCCUACAUUGUCUUCAAGACGAAGCCUUCCAACGACCAAUCUAUCCGAGACCACACCGACCGACAUAAGUGUGGCUUUGGUCACCGUAUCUGGAAGGACGUCCGCGAAAUUAGACGUACGACAGGGCUGGAGGAGCCCGUGCUGCUUCUGUGGGACGACUUGAGUGGACACUGGACGGGCCUGGUCAAGAGCUACACGGUGUUCAUCAACGGCUUCCUGCUCAAGGUCCCGCCUCACACCACGGUAGCGCUCUACAUGCGAAAUGCGGUAGAUCUCAAACCGAGUACUGUGUGUUAG